UUAUAUUUUUGUGUAGGUGAUGUCCAUGUCGGCUUCCUCACUCCAAAGCCAUAUGAGUAUCGCUGAAUGGUCUCACUAUAUAAUAGGCAGGGCAAGCAACUUGACAAUAUUUAUUUAUUUAUUAUAAACUGAUCGAUAAUAUAUAGUUGAAUUAUUGUGUUUGGUCUCUUUGUAAACGUCACGAUGUGACCGGUAUAUAUAUAUUUUAUACUCCGAUGAGAUGGAUGAGUCAGAGUGGAAUUUUUGGUGGAAACAAUGAACUCUCCGUACUAAGUACAAACUACAAAGCAUGCCAAGGCCCACGAUUUUCCCUUUUUUUAUAUAGAUAUCGAUCAUUUUUACAAUCCAGCCGGCCAAAUUUGGCUUCUCUGCUUCCGGCGACCCCACUGGCUUGGAACCUACCAGCCCCCCGUGGUCACGAAACGACAUUUGAACAUGUUUUGGGAUGUCGAAAGCAAAGGCAGGCGGAUAAAUAUCAGAGCGAGUAAAAUUAUAUUAUAUAUGUGCAUGAAAUGGAAAGGCGGCCCACUUGCAUACCGUUGUCGUCUGUGUGUGGUAUUCGGAUUCUCAGUCGACUUCUCCACUUUACCCAGAGAGAGAGAGAGAGAGAGAGUCAACAAUGGGGCAACCCUUGAGCAAAAAUUGGCGACUUUUGAUUAUCUUGAGUUGUGUGUUUGUUAUAUGGUGGAAUGAAGUGGAAAGGUAAAGCCAAUUACUUAAAGGAGUAUUCUUCUUUCAAUAUUCUAAUUAUCGUUAUCAUCAUCGCCACCACCAUCGUCUUCCUUUUGUUCCAACACUUUAUAUCUAAUCUCCUCGUCGGCCGUGCUUGCCUUUCCGUUUUGUUUAGUAGAUAUGACCAAGACCAAUCAAUCUCCCCCACUUUUAUUAUCUUUGCUUUCCAGUGCAUACGGAACACAGCAAACCUUUUUAUCUCUUCUUCAUCUUGUUAUGGAAAAUUAUUGUCCAACAGUGACCAGUGAGUAAACUAGAGCAAAUAUGGGCACAAAACAAAUGGAGUCUUUUCAAGGAAAACAAAAAGUCCACAACCGCAAAGGUAAACAAUUUUGCAGAUCCGGGACUUUGGAGCCCAAUCUCCAACAUUUUUGUUAUUGGAUCUGUUUGUAAGCCCAGAGGUUCAUUAAACUGGAUGGCCCAAGCAUAGAUAAGAAUAAAAGAUAUAUGCGUGUUAGAUGUUAUCCACAGUGUUCAUUGGUGUUUGACAAGAAAAGGAGGCCCAAUUCCUACAAUUGGGCAAUAGAGAAACGUUGGAAAUGGGCCUGGAUCGAUCGAGUUAUUAAGGGCUUCAUCAUACCAUAAUUGACCUGAAUUGAUAGAUCGUUGCAAACAGUUAUAUUUUGCAAGAACAGUGGCAAAAACAGAGGAUCACCUCACCCUUCUGUUUUGAUCCCUACAAAACAAUCCUCCAGGUAAAGAAAGAAAAAAAGAUGGUACGUGCCUGGUAGUUGAUGCUCCUGGAUGUACAUCUUCUCCGUUGCUUACAGUAGCUAGAUCCUAGCUUGCUUGUCAAUUGUCAAUUGAUGGAUCAGAGAAGGAAACAGUUAUGAUUUACAGAGCCUCUGUUUCUAGACAAGAAAACCCAGCAAUGGCAGACACAGGGAAUCAAUUCGGAGUUCGGACCCCAUGGAAGAAGACGGAGAAGAAGAGUUUAGGCCAUUGCUUUCUCCUUCUGCGUUGGCUCUCUCUCUCUCCCUCUCUCCCACCAAAUCUGUACAGUACUUUGGUGAUUAACUUAGUCAAUUCAAUUCAAUACUACAAAUGCUUGCCGCAGAACAGAAUCGACCCUUCAAGUUCAAGGCCGGAGGUUGCUACUAGCUAGCUAGACACGAAUGACGAUGGAUCAAUGAACUCGGCGGACAUUAAUUACUUACUUUAUAGCAAGGGGAUACAUUCAUUCAACCUUCCCAAUUUACCAAAAGAAUUGAAAAGUCAAGCCCCACGUGUCCUUUUCUGGGGCCCUUCUCCCACCUUGCCUGAAUCAAGAUAACGAGGGACUGGAGGGACCAAAGUUUUGUUCUCCGUACACCCUCCUCCUCCUCCUCAAGCAAAGUCAAGUCUUCUUAUUAGUAGCAGGCAAUUUUUCAAUUGAUGCAACUCUCCUCCCAGACCAGUUGAUAGUUUCGUGGGUUUUUAAUCAAUUUUCAACCACAAACCAAUUUCCACAGAGAAGAACAGACAGAGCAGAGCGUCGCAUUGUGAGACAAUGACGCAGGCAGGCAAGGCAUAAUGGCAGGCAGGUGUACGCAUGCAAUUAAAUUAAUGGGCCCCGAUCCGCUUACGAGGACGUUGAAUUUUCUAACCUAAUCAACCCAUUCUGAUGGCUCCUGGUCAGCCGACGAGAUUGAUUGAAGAGAAGUUGGAGGCCGGGAAUCAAUUGGGCUCCGGGAGCGUGUUUUUAUAAUUAACCCACCUUAUUACAUUACAUUACAAGAUGAUGAUGAUGAUGAUGAUGAUAAUAAUAAUAUAAUUAAGCGCCAUUGGACCAAUGCUUUCAGCCAUCUCGAGCUCUUUUAUUUCUGAACCUUCCCCAAGUUGACACUGUAGAGUAGUCACGACUUUUCAAAGCACUAGCAUUAGUUUUUUAUUACCUUAUAUAACAAUAUCUCUGUUUCUCUGUCACAGUUGAAUAUAACAAGUCAAAACAGCCAUCCUUCAGUUUUGGCUAACAUUGAAUCCCCCUGUCUGUUCCCUCCUCUCCUCUCACUCUGCCAUCUAAUUAUCUCUGACCCGUCGCCGGGACAAAAUACUCUAUGUCGAUUGCGUCUCCGUAUUCAGCUGCUGCACUAAUCGCCGCCGUUCUUUAUGCUGUUUCCAUCGCCGGUGUCGUCCAAGUAGCACUUGCCCAGAAUCGGACUCGUGCUGCCACUCAUCCCGACGAAGCAAGAGCAUUGAACGCCAUUUUCGAGAGAUGGGGAAUCGAAGCGCAACCGGGGCAAUGGAACAUAAGCGGCGAGCUCUGCAGUGGAUCGGCGCUGGGUGCAAGCCCCACCAUCGACGAGCAAGCUUUCAACCCUUUCAUCAAAUGCGACUGCACUUUCAAUUCCUCCACCGUCUGCCGCAUCACCGCCCUGAAAGUAUCGUCUAUGGAUAUUGCUGGUCCAAUCCCUGAUGAGCUUUGGAGUCUCACCUUGCUAACCAAUCUGAACUUGGGUCUGAAUUUCCUGUCUGGAACCUUGUCUCCAUCCAUUGGCAAUUUGACGCGUAUGCAGUGGCUGAAUUUGGCCACUAAUCAAUUCACCGGGCCUGUGCCUAGGGAGAUUGGGUUGCUUACUGAUUUAAGAUCAUUUGGUUUCGGGUCAAACAACUUCACAGGUUCCUUGCCGUCUGAGCUGGGGACUUUGUCAAGGCUUCAACAAAUAUAUUUUGAUAGUGCUGGAGUUAGCGGCCAAAUUCCUUCGACGUUUGCUAAUUUAACCAACAUGGAGACUGUAUGGGGAUCAGAUAAUGCUCUCACAGGCCCUAUUCCUAGUUUCAUAGGGACUUGGAGAAGGCUUACAACUUUACGGUUUGAAGGAAACUCGUUUAGCGGUCCAAUACCAUCAUCCUUCUCCAACUUAACCAAUUUGACAGAGUUACGGAUAGGUGGUAUUACGAACGGAACCUCUUCUCUGGGAUUCAUUAGGGGCUUGACUUCCCUAUCCACCUUGGUCCUGAGGGACAGUAGUAUAGCUGGUACAAUUCCAUCCGACAUAUGGGGGGACUAUCCGAAUUUGGGAUUUCUGGACUUGAGCUUCAAUCGUCUCACUGGAACAAUCCCAGCCGCAGUUUUCAAUAUGAGCUCUCUCACUUUCUUGUUUCUUGGGAAUAACAGCCUGAAUGGUACUCUUCCUGCUCAGAAAAGUGCUUCACUUGUCAAUAUCGAUGUUUCAUACAAUAACAUAGGAGGGCCCUUGCCUUCUUGGACAAAUGGAAGAAAUCUUCAGCUGAACAUAGUAUUCAACAACUUCACAAUAGAUCCUUCCAACACUAAUGGCCUGCCUACCGGGAUUAACUGUCUUCAACAAGGAUUCCCCUGCAACAGAAAUAGUCCAAUAUAUUCCCAAUUUUCAGUGAAGUGUGGUGGUCCAGCCAUUACAACCGCCAGUCCUCGGCUAACCUUCGAAAGGGACAAUGAGACUCUUGGUCCAGCAACAUAUUUCGUGACCCCAACAAACAGAUGGGGAGUCAGCAACGUUGGCUUGUUUGCAGGAAACAACAAUCCUCAGUACACAUCAUUUUCGUCCUCUCAGUUCACCAACACUCUAGACUCGGAGCUGUUUCAGACGGCACGUCUCUCUGCUUCAUCUCUGAGGUACUAUGGCAUGGGGCUUGAGAAUGGCAACUACAGCGUCACACUUCAGUUUGCUGAGACUGCCAUUGAGAAUGGUAACACUUGGAGGAGUCUCGGAAGAAGGAUGUUUGAUGUCUAUAUCCAGGGGACUCGUGUUUUGAGGGAUUUCGACAUAAGAAGUGAGGCAGGAGGGGUCUCGACCCGGGCUGUUCAGAGACGGUUUACUGUCCGGGUUUCGGAGAAUUACAUGGACAUCCAUUUGUACUGGGCUGGAAAGGGUACUUGUUGCAUUCCUGCACAAGGUGUAUAUGGCCCUUCUAUUUCAGCAAUCAGUGCUCUCCCAGAUUUCGUACCAACUGUUAGCGACAAUCCUCCACGCACAGACAGUGGUGGAAAUGACAACAAGACAGGGAUGGUCGUUGGGAUUAUCAUAGGUGUCUUGGUUCCAUGCUCGAUAUUAGCUAUUGUAAUGAUCAUUAUUAUUCGGAGAAAGAGAAGACAAAGAGCCUUCGAAGAUGAAGAGCUCCAAGGGAUUGAUACCAGACCUUACACUUUCAGUUACGCCGAGCUGCGGGGGGCCACUCAAGACUUCAGUCCUUCUAACAAGCUUGGAGAAGGAGGAUUUGGACCCGUUUACAUGGGAAAGCUUGAUGAUGGUAGAGUAAUUGCAGUGAAGCAGUUGUCAGUUCAAUCUCACCAAGGAAAGAGCCAGUUCAUCACAGAGAUUGCCACCAUAUCUGCUGUACAGCAUCGCAACCUUGUGAAGCUGUACGGAUGCUGCAUUGAGGGAGAAAACAGGCUUCUCGUCUAUGAAUAUCUCGAGAACAAAAGUCUUGACAAAGCACUCUUUGGUGAAAACGGCCUGAACCUCAACUGGCCGACACGUUACGAGGUCUGCUUGGGAGUCGCGAGGGGUCUAGCAUAUCUUCAUGAAGAGUCAAGGCUGAGAAUCGUGCAUAGAGACGUGAAAGCCAGCAAUAUCUUGCUUGAUUCCGAGCUGGUCCCCAAGAUCUCUGAUUUUGGGUUGGCUAAGCUCUAUGAUGAUAAGAAGACUCACAUCAGCACCCGUGUCGCCGGAACAAUAGGAUAUCUAGCUCCUGAAUACGCCAUGCGUGGACACCUUACUGAGAAAGCUGAUGUCUUUGCCUUUGGAGUGGUAGCUCUGGAGGUUGUAAGCGGGAGGCCUAAUUCAGACCCAACCUUGGAUGAAGAAAAGAUGUAUCUUCUUGAAUGGGCCUGGUACCUACACGAAAACAACCGGGAAGUGGAGCUGGCUGAUUCCAGGCUCUCCGAAUUCGACGAAGAAGAAUUGAAACGAUUGGUAGGAAUCGCUCUACUCUGCACGCAAGCUUCCCCUUCGCUGAGGCCAUCGAUGUCCCGGGUUGUGGCAAUGCUAUCAGGCGACAUUGAAGUGAGCACAGUUACAUCUAGGCCCGGAUAUUUGACCGAUUGGAGGUACGACGAUACGACUGGCAGCUUCAUGAGCGACAUCGCUACCAAAGGUACUACAGAUACCAGCCAUUACACUUCAUCCACGAGCACAUCCAUGGUGGCCGAUUCAGAGGUUUCUCCGCACAAUGCCUCGAAGCCCAUGCUACAUGGGCUCAUUGGAGAAGGUCGAUAGAUAGACUGAUACACAGAUCACAAGCACAUACGAGGCAUAAUGUUUGAGGAUCUUCAGUUGCACAAUUCAGAAACUCUUUGUUGAAUUCUUGUACAUGUGUAAUCUCAUUGUCCGAUUUGAAGCUAAAGGGAGGAUUUUAUCCCUUGCUGUAAUUAGAAGAUUGUAUGCUUGAAUAUUACCACGAUUUGUUUUUCUCAUUUGUUAGUAAUUGAUAUGCGGCAUAAACAAGCAGCAAUUUGAUGAUGGAAUGAAUGACUGUUGUCAAC
Molecule: messenger RNA, 6178 nt
Organism: Linum trigynum
Lineage: Eukaryota; Viridiplantae; Streptophyta; Magnoliopsida; Malpighiales; Linaceae
Source: the annotation of a GenBank genome assembly